AGGUGAUUUUAAACAGCUGAACAGUCACGUGUCUGUACGCCGUCGCGCGAUAACGUUACCGAAUCAGUCUGCUUUUGAUAUGUUUUGAUCUCAGCCGCCAGGGUGAACUUUGACCUCCUUUGGAACACAAACAGGAACGAUGGAUCCUGGUUGGACCAAAACGGUAAUGUUGACAGGAAGUCUUCUGGUGCUUCCUGUUGUCGCCUUCAUUGCAGCUUUCCUGUUCCGGCCCGGAAUCCUCAUCAAGAUCUACAACUGGUACAUGCAGUGCAGGUUGGGGCUGCAGGUCCGUUACGCUCACAGUGGAAAUUACCGCUUCUGUUAUUCCUGCCGCGGGACACCAGGUGGCGCUACACCAUCACUGCUGCUACUGCACGGCUUCUCUGCCAACAAGGACUUAUGGCUCGGUGUUGUCAAGUACCUCCCCAGUAGCCAACAUGUUGUAUGUGUGGACAUGCCGGGACAUGAGGGGACGAGCCGCCCCGGCACCGAGGACUACAGCAUCCAGGGUCAAGUGUCCCGAAUCCACCAGUUCGUACAGAGCACCGGUCUGAACCACAGGCCAUUCCACCUGGUUGGAUCUUCGAUGGGGGGUAAUGUUGCGGGGGUGUAUGCUGCCUGUUACCCCGCCCACCUGUCUGCUCUCACCUUGAUCAGCCCCGCAGGUUUGAUGUGUCCCUCAGACUCAGAGUUUAUCUGUCGUCUGAGGGAGUUGGAGGGGAGUCAGCAGGAGGAGGUGAUCCCUCUGAUUCCCUCCACCGUUGAGGAGAUGGAGGACAUGCUGAGACUCUGCAACUUCAACUCUUUCUCGCUCCCUCGUCAGGUUCUCCGGGGUCUGCUGGAAAACAGGAUCCCUCACAAUUCAUUCUACAAAAAAGUGUUUACAGACAUUGUCGGGGAGAAGUCUCGUUAUUCCUUGCAGGAACAUAUGCACUUGAUCACAGUACCCUUACAGGUCAUCUGGGGCAAAGAAGACCAGGUUCUGGAUGUUUCUGGGGCGACGGUGCUGCAGAAGGCAGUGCCCGGGUGCCAAGUGGUGCUGUUGGACCACUGUGGUCACUCUGUGGCACUGGAGAGGCCCAGAAAAACUGCCAAGCUCAUCACUGACUUCCUGUCUGCCCAGACAGGUGAGGGCGAAGUCAUGAAGAAACAUUCCUGAA
This is a messenger RNA of Thalassophryne amazonica, 1160 nucleotides long. RefSeq names its product monoacylglycerol lipase abhd6-B-like. The record is from RefSeq and is a predicted model, not a curated record. The transcript has 9 exons. The coding region runs from base 140 to 1159 and encodes 339 amino acids. Lineage: Eukaryota; Metazoa; Chordata; Actinopteri; Batrachoidiformes; Batrachoididae.